UAAUUUGAUCCGAUCCAUCGUGUAAUCGCCUCAAUCUAGGAUAUUUCAGCCAGAAAAGCCACCGGGCGGUGUCCAUCCCAUUCUACUUUAAAUCAACAUCACCUUCAACGCCAUGGCAUCCUCCCUCGACGUCAACAACGCCCGCUUCAACGCCGAGGCGGCCGACUGGGAUAACAACGUCAAGCACGUCGAGUCGACACAGAAAGCCCUCGAUGCAAUCAGGCGCCACGUCCCAGCCUUUGCAGAUGGCGCAGCCAAAGACCUGGACGUCCUCGAGAUUGGCUGCGGGACAGGCCUCCUCUCAUUCCUACUAGCCCCGCACGUCCGCACUCUGAUCGGCGUCGACACGGCCUCGGGCAUGCUAUCCGGCUUCAACGCCAAGCUAGCCGCGCUACCUGACCGCGACGCCGCCAACCUCACCAGCGUCAACGUGCUGCUGCAAGACCCGGACGAUGCCGCACUGCAAAAAGCCGGCUCGGAGCUCGACUCCCGCAUCGCCGGCUCGUCGGCAUCACCACCUCCUCAGCCGCGCCGCUUCGACCUGAUCGUGUCGCACCUGACGCUGCACCACAUCCCCUCCAUGCCCGAGAUCUUCAGCACGCUGACCGCCUGCCUCAAGCCGGGCGGCCGGGUCGCCGUGACCGACUACGAGGACUACGGCGACGAGGCGAUCGCGUUCCACCCGGUCGCCAAGCGCCAAGGGGUCGAAAGGCACGGUAUCCGCAAGGCCGAGGUCGAGGAGGCGAUGCGCCGGGCCGGCCUGGUGGACGUUUCCGUCAAGGAGGCGUUUGUGCUUCGCAAGGAGGUCGAGGCCGAGGGCGGAAACCCUGCAAGGGCGAUGGAUUUUCCGUUUCUGAUCAUGCUUGGUAAGAAAAAGGAGUAGCAGGUCGCCAAUGACCGGGGGAGGAACUGGGAUGGCCAAGAAUUAAAAAAGAAAUCGGGCUGUGCCGUCUCGGGUGUUUACUGCACUGUGUUUUGGCAGGCCGGGGGGAGAAACGGGCUUGACGGGGACAAAAGAGAUCAUAAUGAUCGUGGAUUAUAGAUCUUGCAUACUGUGGGUCGCACCCAGGGAUGCGAGUGUCUCGGAAGUCUUAUUUUCCAGCAGGGGUAAUACUGUUAAUGCAUGACAGUUCCAAGAGGCGAGGAAACAGGGGCAAGUCAACCAGAAAAAAAUAUCGGGAAAUGAUCAGCUUUGCUUGGCAGAAGCCACAUUCUGUAUUUUUCAGUCCCUGGUAUCGUGAAAUGUAAAAAUACAACAGAAAAAUCAACAGAGCCCUGCCUGUCAAAGGCAGGGGAUGCGACAAGAAGAAGGGAAAAAAAUAAAAAAAGAAUGACAAAACAGGAAACACUGCCCAUAGAUGGGUGAUCAAUGAAUGUAAUACACCGUGAAAGGCCCAAAUUUCCAAAACCCAAAAUCCUACAACAACCUCACUUAUACAAAUGCCCCAAGAAAAUUCAGUGUGCUAUGUUAGCUCCGAUGGCCGCUUAGGCUAGGAGGCCAGAUGAAGAAGACAGUACGCGAGCGCUCAAUGGAGCGAAGUCGCUUAGGAGCGGUUGUCCAGGGACAUGCGCUUGCGCAGCCUGUAUGCGAUGGCGCGCUUGCGGGCGGCAGCGGACUGGGUGAAGGCAGCGCUGCCACCGAAGG
This is a messenger RNA of Pyricularia grisea, 1645 nucleotides long. RefSeq lists its product as uncharacterized. NCBI's taxonomy places the organism in Eukaryota, Fungi, Ascomycota, Sordariomycetes, Magnaporthales, Pyriculariaceae. The coding region runs from base 113 to 883 and encodes 256 amino acids. The record is from RefSeq and is a predicted model, not a curated record. The transcript has 2 exons.